CAGAUACGAAGGAAAAAAAAAUGAAAUAGAAAGUGGUCUGUCCAGUGCAAGAAACUACAGUCUCCGACGCUUUUAAAGCACCUCCUCCCGUACAUGGACCACGUUCUGUGUUCCUGUUUUCCACUCACUAUAGCAAAUGCACACGGUGCUUUCUUGAAGGUUCCCGCGCCAUUGUGCCCGCAUUUCUCGUGCGGUUGUCGACUCGGAAAGUAUCUUCUGGUUAUCCUCGGUCUAAAAGGAAGAAAAAAAAGAAAUUCAAGAUUCUUGGAACACGUUUAAAAUUACAUUUUGAAAUAUGAGGAAAUUUUUGGCUCUUUUGGUAAUCGUAUUGGCAUGUGUAAUGAUCAACGCUCAAGGACAGGUACCCCCUCCAAAAUCAUCAAUUUAUGGAACAACAUUUGACGAAAUUGUCGUAUCAUCCGAUCUAAGCGUACGAAGAAAAUCUAAAGAAAGUCGUCAAGGCAAAAGAUUACUUUCGAACGUACCAUCGGGUACUACCGGUUCGCCUGAAAAAUCAACUCCAGUUGCAUCCAGGCUCGUUUCAAGCGACGGGAGUCGUGUUACACCAGUGGCUAGAGCAAAGCGUGGAUCUGUUACAUCCCAAACAAGAUAUUUGGAUCUUGGAGUCGCGGGAUACUUGCUGAAGUCUCAGAAACGUUAAAGAAAAUUAAACAACGAGGACAACCGCACAAUCCCCACCCUCAUCUGUGAUCACACGUUUCGACUAUCUUUCGGACCCGGCUCAUGUAUCAAAAAUUUAAUAAAAAUUUUUCUGUGUCAUAACA
Molecule: messenger RNA, 785 nt
Organism: Vespa crabro (European hornet)
Lineage: Eukaryota; Metazoa; Arthropoda; Insecta; Hymenoptera; Vespidae
Exons: 4
Coding region: 296-661 (121 amino acids)
Source: RefSeq, a predicted model, not a curated record